Hyaloscypha bicolor E is the source of this 1796-nucleotide messenger RNA. RefSeq lists its product as uncharacterized. The transcript is spliced from 5 exons. Lineage: Eukaryota; Fungi; Ascomycota; Leotiomycetes; Helotiales; Hyaloscyphaceae. Bases 91 to 1563 code for a protein of 490 amino acids. Gene Ontology annotation, molecular function: syntaxin binding. The record is from RefSeq and is a predicted model, not a curated record.
UGCCUCGAACCCGAACCUGCACAUCGUGGAAUAGGAGCUUCGCUCGUGCUCGUAGCUAGCUCUUUACCCCCAAAAUCAUCCGGGACCACCAUGUCGACCGCCGUGAAUUCCACUCAUACAUCUGUGCCUGCGAGUUCGAGGACGCUCUCAUCUUCUGCGAACCAUUCUCACACCGACUCUGGCUAUACAAAUGGACACCAUCACCACCAUCACGAUGUUGGUGCGGCGUCGGGAUCGAAUGUUGCGAAGAAGGGGAAGGGGAAGAAAACCACGGACCCGAAUGAAGCCUCGAACUUGAUCGCUGCGAAGAUUUCGCAGUUGGAGCUGGAUGCGGCUGGGGAACAGGAGCAAGAGGCUGAAAUUGAACGCGAAGUCAGGAAAGCCAACCGCGAACUAAACAAUUCUAUAUCGAAUCUGGACGAUAGGCAAAAGAUUGAAGUGCUCCAAAGACGAGCCACAGAGCACCUGGCGAAUAUGAAGCGUUUGGAACGAGAGAACCAGAAGCACAAGAAACGGGGCGAUCUGUUGCAAAAGGAAAAGGACCAUGCCAGGACAGAUUUGAGCAAGACGACUACCUUGAAGGAGAAGCUGGAGAAGCUCUGCCGAGAGCUUCAACGGGAGAACAAUAGGUUAAAGGCUGAGAAUAAGACAUUGGGAGAUGCGGAGAAAGACAACCAUGCAGCAUGGGACGAAAAAUUCAAGCAAGUUUUAUGGCAGUUACAAGACUACCAGGAAGCCAAGGACCAUCCUCAAGCGCAAGUUGUCAAUAUCGAAGUCGACGAUCUAUUCAAACAACGGUUCAAAUCCCUGAUUGAUCAAUACGAACUGCGCGAGCUGCAUUUUCACUCCCUUCUACGGUCGAAAGAGCUGGAAGUACAGUAUAAUAUGGCAAGGUUUGACCGAGAGAAGAAAACAGCUGAGGCAGAGGUUACACGAUCCCGAGCUUUGAAUGCGCAGGUUCUAACGUUUUCAAAGACGGAAACAGAACUGCGCAAUCAGCUCAACAUUUACGUUGAAAAGUUCAAGCAGGUGGAGGACACGCUCAAUAACAGUAAUGACUUAUUCUUAACCUUCCGGAAAGAAAUGGAAGAGAUGUCCAAGAAGACGAAGCGACUUGAGAAGGAGAAUAUGAGCCUGACUAGGAAACAUGAUUUGACGAAUCAAAACAUCUUGAAGAUGGCCGAGGAAAGGACGAAGACCAAUCUAGAAAUGGAUUCGUUGAGGAAGAAGAACGAAAAGCUGACUAGUAUCAUCAACCAGAUGCAGAAGCAAGGGAGAGGAGUCGCUGGUGGCAUGGCUACUAUGGCCGAAGGCAGUACAGAGGGAGAAUACGUCGAGGGCGAUAUGGAUGGUACGGAAAGCGAUUACGAAUAUGAAGACGAGGAAGGAGAGGACGGUGAUGGAGAGCAGGAAGAAGGCGAUGAGGUUAGUGAGGGGGAUUACAACGAAGAUACGGAGGAGGAGUUGCAUCCCGAAGGCCCAAAGCCAUUUGGACCGGUGCCUCCGCCGACGCUUGCGGUUGCGAAUGGGGUGACGACUCCAGCAAAUGGGGUCAAGCAUUGAUUGAUUGAUCGAGCAAUGAAAUGAGCAUUCACAUUGGCUUGUAUUGCAUAUGCGUCUGCUAUUGGGGCUAUAUUUUGGCUCCUGGUAUGUAGUAUUUGCUCGGCAACGUCAAUACCACCCUCUCACAACCUACAAUAUCAGCAAUCCCAAAUGAGCUUCUCGCAUAUUACGGAGAAUCCGAGCGUGGAUGCUAGCUUUCGAAUGUACCACAAGUCGCGGCACAAUGCAUACAA